Solanum verrucosum is the source of this 900-nucleotide messenger RNA. RefSeq lists its product as uncharacterized. The record is from RefSeq and is a predicted model, not a curated record. The coding region runs from base 46 to 864 and encodes 272 amino acids. The transcript has 5 exons. NCBI's taxonomy places the organism in Eukaryota, Viridiplantae, Streptophyta, Magnoliopsida, Solanales, Solanaceae.
CGUCUUCUGAGUAGAAUAGAACAGAAGCGAUUUGGCAAAAAAAACAUGUGUAUAGCGGUGUUCAUAUGGAAAGCGCAUCCGCUGUAUCCCUUCCUCCUAUUCCUCAACAGAGAUGAAUACCACAAUCGUCCAACGAAACCUUUGUCAUGGUGGGAAGAUAGUGAUAUACUUGGUGGAAGGGAUGAAGUUGCUGGUGGGACUUGGUUGGCUUGUACUCGCACUGGAAGACUUGCUUUCCUUACUAAUGUUCGAGAAAUCAAUUCAAAUUCACAUACCAAAAGUAGGGGAGACCUUCCUCUUCGAUUCUUGAAGAGUGUAAAGAGCCCUCAUGAUUUUUCAGAGCAACUUUUGAAAGAAGCAGGUGAAUAUAAUGGGUUUAACUUGAUAGUAGCUGAUCUUUGUUCAAUGACUAUGCUUUAUAUAACCAACCGACCAAAACACACCGGUAUGUCCGUCACUGAGGUUUCACCCGGUAUUCAUGUUUUAUCAAAUGCAACACUAGACUCUCCGUGGCCUAAGUCUCAACGGCUGGAGUACAGUUUCAAGCAAUUAUUGGAUGAAUAUGGCGAAUCUGAAAUUCCAAUAGGGCACGCAGCUGAAAGAAUAAUGAGAGACUUGGCUAAAGAAGAUAGCAACCUGCCAGGCAUCUAUUCCCCCGAGUGUGAGUACCAGUUGAGCUCCAUAUUCGUUGACACUGAAAUGUCCAUGGGGCGUUUUGGCACAAGAAGCACUUCUUCACUGGCAGUGAGAAGUUCUGGUGACGCAACCUUUUAUGAAGUGUAUCUUGAGAAGGAUGUAUGGAAGGAGCAGCAGAUGACCUUUGUAAUUGAGAAAAUGAUAGAUGGUGUUGUUUCUACAUCCUAAGGCACUCUUCGAACAUGAACUACCAAGAUGCAGACA